CUGAGGUCUGCUCUGCUGCUGGCAUUUGGAGAGACGAGGCUUCGAACACCUAUUGCUAUCACUCGUCGGUGUAACAGAGCUCUGAGGCCCCGUUGCUGACUCUUGUCGGUGUAGUCCUCAGCAGCAGUAUCGGUAGAGGCAGGAGCCGAGUCACUUCUGCAGUUCCAGCUGCACGCCACCAGCAUGAAGGCUUUUGUGUUGGCUGGCUGCGUCUUCUGCAUUUUUCUUCUGUUGCAGGUCACUGUGGAUGGAGAGAGAAAUGUAUCCAACCGUCAGGAGAAGAGCGUUCAAGAGUUGCAGCCCAAGAAGCACAGACAUUCUGAGAAACUGAGAGGACUCAAAGAUAAGCCAAGAGAUUCUGGAAACGCUGCUCAUAGAAUCAGCCAUAAAAAUGAUGCUACUGAUAUUAUUCAAGAAAGAGGAGUGCCUGAGGUCAACAACGGACAAAAACGCCAUUUUGUCAGGAGUAAGAAAGAAGCGCAACGUAACAAGACUGAGGGAAAAUUUCUCAAGAAAAAGAAGAAUAGAAAUUUGUAUACUAAGGACAAUGAGAUUCAUCGCAUAGGAAAGAAAGGGAAAAGUUCAAGCAUUAAUGGAGAUGAGAAACCUCGAGGAAAAGGGAAACUAAAACUUUUUGUCAAGAAUGUGGGAAAACAUCACCCCCCUAAGACUGAGGGAAAGAAUGGGGCAAGUAGUACAAUCUGGAGUGACGGACGAGGAGCUGACCGCACCAAGAAUGGCGGGAGAGGAGCUGACCGCACCAAGAAGGGCGGGCAAGGAGCUGACCGCACCAAGAAGGGAGGGCAAGGAGCUGACCGCACCAAGAAGGGCGGGCAAGGAGCUGACCGCACCAAGAAGGGCGGGCGAGGAGCUGACCGCACCAAGAAGGGCGGGCGAGGAGCUGACCGCACCAAGAAUGGCGGGCGAGGAGCUGACCGCACCAAGAAUGGAGGACGAGGAGCUGACCGCACCAAGAAUGGCGGGCGAGGAGCUGACCGCACCAAGAAUGGAGGACGAGGAGCUGACCGCACCAAGAAUGGAGGACGAGGAGCUGACCGCACCAAGAAUGGCGGGCGAGGAGCUGACCGCACCAAGAAUGGCGGGCGAGGAGCUGACCGCUCCAAGAAUGGCGGGCGAGGAGUCGACAGUACUGACAGUGGCAAAAGAAGUCGAACCUUCAAAAAAGUCCCUAAGGGACAGAAAGACCCCACUUUAGGUAAGCUUAACAAAAACAGGAAAGACAAUCGUGAAGAAGGAAAAAUAAACAAAUCAAAGAAAACAAAAUCCAAAAUUUAUGGCAAGGCACCAUUGAAGAAAUCUAAACAAAAUAAAAGAAUCACAGAUAAUGAUAAAAGUGGCAGACAAACAAACAAAAGCACAAGAGGUAACAAGAAAGAAAAGUUAAGCAAAUCUGCCAAUAAACUUAAGAAUGGUCUCAGGAAACACGAAAAUCUGCGAGGAAAAGAUUUUGUGAAAAAGGCAAAACAACGCAAGAACAAAUUGAAGAAAUCCAAAAAUAUUAAAAAGAGCAAAAAGAAAGUAAAAAAGAAUGGUCUCACGAAACACAAAAGUCUCCGAGGAAAAGAUUUUGCGAAAAAGGCGAAACAAGACAAGAACAAAUUGAAGAAAUCCAAAAAUAUUAAAAAGAGCAAAAAGAAAGUCAAAAAGAAUGGUCUUAGGAAACACAAAAAUCUGCGAGGAAAAGAUUUUGCAGAAAAGGGGAAACAACGCAAGAACAAAUUGAAGAAAUCCAAAAAUAUUAAAAAGAGCAAAAAGAAAGUCAAAAGCAGCAACAAGGAACGGCAAUACGAGAAAAAACAACCCAAGACGGGUAAAGAAGUUAAACAAGCUGUAGAAAAGAUCGGGAGGACUUCGGGUGGCAAUGGUUAUUAUCCUUCCUCUGGUGGUGGCCACGGCGAUGACGACGACGACGCCUCUCCCAAGAAAAAGUGCAAAACAUCGAAAAAGUGCGCCAAAGUCGGCGGGAAGUGCAACCAGAAACACACCUGCAAGACUAAAGUUGUCAACGGCAAGUGCAAGGGGAAGUCGUGCGAGUGUUGCCUCUCCUCAUGUGCAUUAGAACCGAAAAAUAAAUGCCUGAAGUACAAGGGCGUGUGUAAGAAGAAGUGCGGGACGAAGGAGCGCCAGAUAGCCAAGGGCUGCACCAAGAAGAAGUGCGUCUGCUGUGCCAAGGCUUGCAAGCCCACGGACCACUGUAAGACUAACGGAGGCUUCUGUGUGGACAAGAAGAAGUCCUGUACAGGACGGGUGGACAAGGAUGGCUGCAAGGGAACCAAAUGUCUCUGUUGUUAUCCAGAAUUGAAACCGACAUCAAGGCCACCCUUGACUACCUCUGGAGUAAACACAACACACCCGGGAUCAGGAUCAAACACAACUGCAUCAGGAUCAAACACAACAGCUGGGUCGAAUACUACAGCCUCAGGAUCAAAUACAACAGCUGGGUCGAAUACUACAGCCUCAGGAUCAAAUACAACAGCUGGGUCGAAUACUACAGCCUCAGGAUCAAAUACAACAGCUGGGUCGAAUACUACAGCCUCAGGAACAAAUACAACAGCUGGGUCGAAUACUACAGCCUCAGGAUCAAAUACAACAGCUGGGUCGAAUACUACAGCCUCAGGAUCAAAUACAACAGCUGGGUCGAAUACUACAGCCUCAGGAUCAAAUACAACAGCUGGGUCGAAUACUACAGCCUCAGGAACAAAUACAACAGCUGGGUCGAAUACUACAGCCUCAGGAUCAAAUACAACAGCUGGGUCGAAUACUACAGCCUCAGGAUCAAAUACAACAGCUGGGUCGAAUACUACAGCCUCAGGAUCAAAUACAACAGCUGGGUCGAAUACUACAGCCUCAGGAUCAAAUACAACAGCUGGGUCGAAUACUACAGCCUCAGGAUCAAAUACAACAGCUGGGUCGAAUACUACAGCCUCAGGAUCAAAUACAACAGCUGGGUCGAAUACUACAGCCUCAGGAUCAAAUACAACAGCUGGGUCGAAUACUACAGCCUCAGGAUCAAAUACAACAGCCAUUGGAUCAAACACGACGAUUUCGGGACAAAGCACAACUGCUGUUUCCAACACUACAGCUACUUCUUCCAACACUACAGCUGUUGGUUCCCAAACUACAGCUGCUGCUUCCAACACUACAGCUGGUGUUUCCAACACUACAACUGCUGCUUCCAACACUACAGCUGCUGGUUCCCAAACUACAGCUGCUGCUUCCAACACUACAACUGUUGGUUCCCAAACUACAGCUGUUGCUUCCAACACUACAGCUGGUGUUUCCAACACUACAGCUGCUGCUUCCAACACUACAGCUGUUGGUUCCAACACUACAGCUGCUGCUUCCGACACUACAACUGCUGCUUCAACCACUACAACAGCUGCUUCAACCACUACAACAGCUGCUUCAACCACUACAACUGAUGUUUCAACCACUACAACAGCUGCUUCAACCACUACAACAGCCGCUUCAACCACUACAACAGCUGCUUCAACCACUACAACUGAUGUUUCAACCACUACAACAGCUGCUUCAACCACUACAACAGCUGCUUCAACCACUACAACAGCUGCUUCCACCACUACAACAGCUGCUUCAACCACUACAACAGCUGCUUCCACCACUACAACAGCUGCUUCAACCACUACAACUGCUGCUCCCACCACUACAACUGCGAAUACAACACUUGGGAAUCUCACUGCGCAACGCAGCCAACUGCUCGCUACCUUAAACACCACCAAUAAUGUAAUCACUUCUCUUCAAAACAUUCAAACUGUACUUAACAGUACUAUUUCUACGCUUAGCCCAACAACUGGACGAAGAAGGAAGCGCAGUUCUUUAACAGACAUUCAGGCGAUUCAAAUGCUUAUCGCCUCCACCAACGUAGCGUUAACAACGGCAAAUAUUACCGGUUUGAAUACCCUGUUACCGUUACUGAUAUCUGCGGAAGCAACACUGCUCCAGAUACUAGUGACGGUAGUUGGCAAUCCAUCAACAGUUGAUCCGAGCCUUCUGCAGGCCGUGCAGUCGACUCUCAACAGCGUCAAUGUUACUUUAACCGCUGCCCAAGCUUUGCGUGCCAGUACAACCAGUGAAUUUAAUACGGUUCAGCAGAGCAUCACCCAGCUCGGUGGAACCACAGUGGCCUUACCCACUGCUCCUCCGACCAUCACAGUUCCCCCCAACCUGACCGUCACUAGCACCUCAAGUUCCGCAACGAUUACAACAACCCUUGGCAAUAUAACGAAUUCAACAGCCUCAAAUACAACACCGAAUGCAACAACAUUUGCUAAUGCUACCGAUUCGACGACUUCCGCUAAUGCUACUACGACUUCCGCUAAUGCUACGACGACUUCCGCUAAUGCUACGACGACUUCCGCUAAUGCUACGACGACUUCCGCUAAUGCUACAAUUUCAACCACCUCUGCUAAUGCUACAAAUUCAACGACCUCCGUUAAUACUACAGCUUCAACAUCCCUGGACAAUACUACUACUACUGCAGUAAACAUUACACUUUCUGGGCUCUAUUCACAACUCAGUCAGCUUCAAAAUUCCCUAAACGCCACAGAUAGUACGAUUUCGGCUCUACAAGCUCUUCAAGAUCAACUUAAUAAUAUAUUAAUAAUAAUUAACACCACUUUAAAUGGACGCCGGAGAAAACGCAGCGUCUAUGAUGACGUCUUGGCGAUCCAAACUCUCGUUGCCAACGCCACUAACGCCCUGGAACAAGGAAAUGUUACCGCUUUAAAUAGUUUAAUUCCACAACUUAUUGCCGCGAAGGCUACGUUAACCCAAUUAACAGAACUGAUAUCAAGCAAUACUUCAGUAGUCAAUACAACCCUUCAAGCUGAGGUGCAGGCAGCGUUGAGCAGCGUCGACGCUGCCUUAGCCGCCGCACAAACUGAGAGAAACAAAAUAGUGAGUGAUAUAAACGCCGUUCAGCAAGCCAUCGUCCAGCAGGGCGGGACCACCGUCACUGUCCCCUCCGCCCAGACACAGGACGCCUCCGCCACCACAGUCACUUCAUCCACAAGUUCCACAAACAGUUCAGCGACAACAAUUUCAGGCGUUGCUGCAGACAACACGACAACUGCAGCAGACAACGCGACAUCUGCAGCAGGCAGCACGAUAACUGCAGCAGGCAACGCGACCACUGCAGCAGACAACGCGACAACUGCAGCAGGCAACACGUCAACUGCAGCAGGCAACGCGACAACUUCAGCAGGCAACGCGAUAACUGCAGCAGACAACGCGACAACUGCAGCAGACAACACGACAACUGCAGCAGGCAGCACGACAACUGCAGCAGGCAACGGGACCACUGCAGCAGGCAACGCGAUAACUGCAGCAGACAACGCGACAACUGCAGCAGACAACACAACAACAACUACAGCAGAUACUGCAACAACAACUACAGCAGAUACUGCAACAACAACUACAGCAGAUACUGCAACAACAACUACAGCAGAUACUGCAACAACAACUACAGCAGACACUGCAACAACAACUACAGCAGACACUGCAACAACAACUACAACAGACACUGCAACAACAACUACAGCAAACACUACCAACAGUAAUGCAUCAGCAGCUGCCCUCACUUCACAACUCACCCAACUACAAUCCGAAUUAAAUGCCACAAAUAGCGCGACUCUGGCACUUCAAGAGGCUAACAAUACCCUCACCACUCUUGCAAGCGCAGUUCAGGCAGCACUUCCAGCGAGGAGGAAACGCAGCGCCGCGGACGACAUCCUGGCCUUACAAUCCAUCGCAGAUCAAAUUUCAAAAGCCAUUUCUUCGGGAAACUUCACCGGUCUCCCUACUCUGGUUGAGCAGCUUAAAGCGGCGGCGGCCACUCUGACGCAACUUACCCAAGCGAUUCAAAAUGGGUCUGUGACAGUGGAUGCUUCCCUUCAAGCCUCCGUGGUGGGCGCCAUUGCCUCAGUGAACACCGCCGCCAGCACCGCCGCUCAGGCCAGCAAUACCAUGGCCAGCGAAAUCGCAAGCGUUCAGGAAAGCCUCACUCAGUUAGGGGUAACGACAGUGGCCGUGGACACAACGGCGCCAGUAACCUCGGCUCCUCUCCAGACUACUGUUGCAGCAUCAGACACCACUGUUGCAGCAUCAGACACCACUGUUGCAGCAUCAGACACUACUGUUGCAGCAUCAGACACUACUGUUGCAGCAUCAGACACUACUGUUGCAGCAUCAGACACUACUGUUGCAGCAUCAGACACUACUGUUGCAGCAUCAGACACUACUGUUGCAGCAUCAGACACUACUGUUGCAGCGUCGGACACUACUGUUGCAGCAUCGGACACUACAGUUGCAGCAUCAGACACUACUGUUGCAGCAUCAGACACUACUGUUGCAGGAUCAGAUACCACUGUUGCAGCAUCAGACACCACUGUUGCAGCAUCAGACACUACUGUUGCAGCAUCAGACACUACUGUUGCAGCAUCGGACACUACUGUUGCAGCAUCAGACACUACUGUUGCAGCAUCAGACACUACUGUUGCAGCAUCAGACACUACUGUUGCAGGAUCAGACACUACUGUUGCAGCGUCGGACACUACUGUUGCAGCAUCAGACACUACUGUUGCAGCGUCGGACACUACUGUUGCAGCAUCAGACACUACUGUUGCAGCGUCGGACACUACUGUUGCAGCAUCGGACACUACUGUUGCAGCAUCAGACACUACUGUUGCAGCAUCAGACACUACUGUUGCAGCAACAGACACCACUGUUGCAGCAUCGGACACUACUGUUGCAGCAACAGACACUACUGUUGCAGCAUCGGACACUACUGUUGCAGCAUCAGACACUACUGUUGCAGCAUCAGACACUACUGUUGCAGCAUCGGACACUACUGUUGCAGCAACAGACACUACUGUUGCAGCAUCAGACACUACUGUUGCAGCAACAGACACUACUGUUGCAGCAACAGACACCACUGUUGCAGCAUCAGACACUACUGUUGCAGGAUCAGACACUACUGUUGCAGCAUCAGACACUACUGUUGCAGCAUCGGACACUACUGUUGCAGCAUCAGACACUACUGUUGCAGCAACAGACACUACUGUUGCAGCAUCAGACACUACUGUUGCAGCAACAGACUCUACUGUUGCAGCAACAGACACUACUGUUGCAGCAACAGACACCACUGUUGCAGCAACAGACACUACUGUUGCAGCAACAGACACUACUGCUGCAGCAACAGACACUACUGUUGCAGCAACAGACACUACUGCUGCCAGCGGCUAGUGCUGCUACAAUAACAGCGAGUACUAACAACCUCAGUUGUAACAACCACCAUAACAAUCGUGACCAUUACAACCUAGGUUACAACAAUAACAGCAGCAGCUAUAACAAUCAUGAUCACUACAACAGCAGGUAUAACAAUCAUGGCCACUACAACAGCAGCUAUAACAAUAAUUGCCACAACAUCUGCAGGUAUAACAAUCUUGGCCACUGCAACAGCAGAUAUCAAUUAUGUCCACUGCAACAGCAAGUAUAACAAUCAUGGCCACUACAACAGCAGAUAUAACAAUCAUGACCACUACAACAGCAGACAUCAUGGCCCCUGCAACAGCAGGUAUAACAAUCAUGGCCCCUACAACAGCAGAUAUAACAAUCAUGACCACUACAACAGUAGGUAUAACAAUCAUGGCCCCUACAACAUCAGGUAUAGCAAUCAUGGCAACUAUAACGAUCAAGGCAACUACAAUAACUGAUGUAACAAUCAUUCCCACUAGAACAUAAGGUAUAACAAUCAAGGCCACUACAACAUCAGAUAUAACAAUCAGGGCCACUACAACUGCAGGUAUAACAAUCAUGGCCACAACAUCAGCAGGUAUAACAAUCAUGUCCACUACAACAGCAGGUAUAACAAUCAUGGCCACCACAACAGCAGGUAUACCAAUCAUAUCCACUACAACAGCAGGUAUAACAAUCAUGGCCACUACAACAGCAGGUAUAACAAUCAUGGCCACAACAUCAGCAUGUAUAACAAUCAUGGCCACUACAACAACAGGUAUACCAAUCAUGGCCACUACAACAACAGGUACAUCAAUCAUGGCCACUACAACAGCAGGUCUAACAAUAGUAGGGACAAUAUAUACUUCAACAAGCUUUAAUUCGUCAAUAUUACUUCAAUUAAAAAAUUAUUUUCUACUUUGUUGAUAAUGAUGUAAUUCAUAUUUUUUAUGCUAUUCGUGUGAUUCCUAUUUAUUAAUGUGUAUUUUACUAUAUUAUCAAUUAUUUUAAUUAUUUUACAUUAAACACGUAUGUUUAUGAGAACAAUGAAAUGGGUGACAAUAAACUAAUAUGUGUAUUAUUCUGAUGUUUAUUACUAUCAUGAUCACUAUUCCGGCUCUGUGCUAGCCAUUCUGAGGGCUGUCCUAAGCAUUGUCAAAAACUGUUCUAGGCAAUUAAAAAUCUACAGUUCA
Messenger RNA from Procambarus clarkii (red swamp crayfish), 8468 nucleotides. NCBI's taxonomy places the organism in Eukaryota, Metazoa, Arthropoda, Malacostraca, Decapoda, Cambaridae. The record is from RefSeq and is a predicted model, not a curated record.